Molecule: messenger RNA, 1581 nt
Organism: Rhodofomes roseus
Lineage: Eukaryota; Fungi; Basidiomycota; Agaricomycetes; Polyporales; Fomitopsidaceae
Product: beta-glucosidase
Exons: 17
Coding region: 73-1581 (502 amino acids)
Biological process (GO): carbohydrate metabolic process
Molecular function (GO): beta-glucosidase activity
Source: RefSeq, a predicted model, not a curated record
AGCAUACUUAAGAGAGGUGUGUGAUAGACAUGGUCAUCCGUCUCUGCACUCAUUGUCAGCCCUAUCUCAAUCAUGAGUAGUGUCGCGCUUUCCAAAAACAAACUUCCGAAGGAUUUUCUGUGGGGUUUCGCGACAGCGAGUUUCCAGAUCGAAGGCUCCCUGGAUGCGGACGGACGAGGAAAGUCGAUCUGGGACGACUUUUCGCGCCAGCCGGGCAAAACACUCGACGGCGGCAACGGGGAUGUCGCGACGGACUCAUACAACCGCUGGAAGGAGGACAUCGACCUGCUUGUGUCGUACGGCGUGAAAUCCUACCGCUUCUCUAUUGCAUGGUCCCGUAUCAUUCCGCUCGGCGGCCGCAACGACCCUGUGAACGAAAGCGGCAUACAGUUCUACUCCACUAUUAUUGACACGUUGCUGGCGAAGGGUAUCACCCCGUUCGUGACAAUAUACCACUGGGACCUACCGCAGGCUCUAGACGACAGAUAUGGCGGUUGGCUCAACAAGGAGGAAAUCGUACCGGACUUCGUCAACUACGCCAAAGUCUGCUUUGAACGGUUCGGCGACCGCGUAAAGUAUUGGCUCACAUUCAACGAGCCCUGGUGUAUUUCUAUCCUCGGCUAUGGCCGUGGCGUAUUCGCACCAGGCCACUCGAGUGACCGCAACCGGAGUCCUGUAGGCGACUCUGCAACCGAGCCGUGGAUAGUUGGACACAGCGUCAUCCUGGCGCAUGCCUACGCAUCGAAAUUGUACCGCGAGCAGUUCAAGCAGGCCCAGGGUGGCCAGAUUGGCAUCACACUCAAUGGCGACUGGAUGAUGCCAUAUGAUGAUGCCCCCGAGAACAUUGAAGCGGCUCAGCAUGCGUUGGACGUUGCAAUAGGCUGGUUCGCUGACCCGAUCUAUCUCGGGCAUUACCCGGAGUAUCUCGGAGUCAUGCUGGGCGACCGGCUGCCGGUAUUCACGCCCGAAGAGCUCGCCGUCGUGAAAGGCUCCUCCGAGUUCUAUGGCAUGAACACAUACACCACCAACCUUUGCAAGGCUGGAGGCGACGAUGAGUUCCAAGGGAAGGUGCAGUACACUUUCACGCGACCGGACGGGACACAGCUCGGCACCCAAGCGCACUGUGCCUGGCUCCAAGACUAUGGACCUGGCUUCCGCGAUCUGCUCAACUACCUAUGGAAGCGUUACGGAAAAGCCAUCUACGUGACCGAGAAUGGUUUCGCGGUGAAGGACGAGACAAGUAAGCCUAUCGAAGAGGCGCUCUCGGACCACGACCGCGUGCACUACUUCCAAGGCACGACCUCCGCCCUGCUUGCCGCUGUCGCCGAGGACGGUGUCGACAUCCGGUCGUAUUUCGCGUGGAGUCUGCUCGACAACUUCGAAUGGGCGGACGGCUACACGACGCGUUUUGGCGUGACCUACGUUGACUACGACAACCAGAAACGCUACCCGAAGGACUCUGCGCGCUUCAUCUGCCAGUGGUUCAAGGAUAACGUCGAGAAGGACGAGCCUCCCGCGCCGCGGCGCAAGGGCCCGCUCGCCGCCCUGGCGGCGCGCCUGGUCAACGCCGUCAAGGCUUGA